CCUUUCCAAAAAGGCAUUCUCGUAAGCAACCGAUCUUUACGAGGAUUGUUCCACUACCUGCAAAAAAAAUAUCCAGAAGAGUGCCAGUACAUCAUCACGAGAAGAAUUCAGCAGGACAUUCUGGAAAAUUUUUUUGCGUACAUAAAAGGUUCAUCCAAGAAUCAUUCCUCACCGUACGACUUUAUAUACAAAAUUCGCUGGUACAUUCUUGGUAAGAAUACGCAAGCUGUGUUUACCUUGAACAGAAACACCGACGAGUAUGUAGAUAGUACUUACAUAUCUUCUUCCACUGACGGUAUAACAAAUCAAGGUGCUGAAGAACAAUUAACGACAACUCCAGCGGCAAAAACAAAUAAUCCUACAUCUAUGCCAAUUCAAGGAAUGACACUACAUGAUUCGAAAUCAAAUGAAAGCUUUUUGCAAGAGGAAGAAGAGCUCGAAUGUACAUCAGAAGAACGUGCCGAAGACAUAAUUCUAACCAGAGAAUUAUUUUUUAACAUCAUCGAUCUUUCUUCGGAGGAAUUACUGGAGGACAGUAAUUAUGGCGACGAAGAAUCAACGAUUGACACUUGCUUUGAUGACCCACAUGAUGGCUUUGAUGACGAACUAUUUGAAAUCGUGAAAAAUGGUUUUAAGGGUUCAUCUGACUGCUUGAAUCUUUUUCAAGAAGCAGGAUUGGAAUACUGCAUCGCAGGAUUUGUUGCUCGUAAAUUCAAAGCAAAGUACCCAUCUUUAGAGACUACUGAAGAUGCAGAUGCAAUAUCAGAACGGAUUCAAGGUCUCUCCAAAGGUUACCUCACCAAUCCAUCAAUACAGCUAUUAAAAGCGGCUAACGUCGUUGAAGAGUAUUUCGUACAUUUCCAUGGUGACUACUUUUCAAAAGACAGCUUUGUGAUAAAAAAGGUUGUGGCACUCGUGGAGAAUAGUGAACAGGUGAACGAAAUACCUCAUGAAGUGCUACAAUAUUUAGUAAAAACUCGCACGUAUAUAAGAGUUCAAGAGAUAAAUAAAGGGUCAUACGUGAUAGACGAUACGAGGAAAACAAAGAAAAAAAUGAAAAAAAAUCAUUUCCAGCAUUAACUCAUAAAAUGGACAAAGUAAAUUAUAUUUUAUCGAAUGAAAAUUCUUGUUUUAUUACUCGUAAGUUUCAACUGAGCUGUAAUAAUUGUAAAAUCUACAGUUGAAAAAAUAAUUCUAUACUUACAUCUUAAUAGUACCUCAUUUUUUCUUAUAACUACAAAACACUUUUAUUUACAUUUUUAUCCGGUCAAUUUUCUUUGAAGUUCUUGGACAAACAAAAUACUCUAAUAUUAAUUCUUUUAAUUCUUGUAUGGUAUAUGCAAUAUUCUACGUUCUUUAUCUAUUUUAUAAGUCAACGCUUAAUAAGUAAUUGACAAUAUCAAAUCUCUGAUUAUUUCUUCGAUUCACUAUCAAUAGCAUUGCGUUGUUCGGCAGUAUAAAGGAUUUUUCUUUUUCCGCAUUGAUAUUUUGAAACUAGUUGAAAAAAGCGUAAAAUCUGGCGCCAUUUACAGUUGAAACGACACUUCCAUGAUCUUCGACGAGAGUAGAUGAUCUUCGAUAACGUAAAAGAAUGCACGCAAUACAUACACCGAAAGAUGCAGAAAAAUCAGUGUGAUACAUCGUGACCUAAUAUUUUCGAACAAAAAAAAACAAAAUAAAAAUUUAAUUACCUUGAA
Molecule: messenger RNA, 1697 nt
Organism: Wasmannia auropunctata (little fire ant)
Lineage: Eukaryota; Metazoa; Arthropoda; Insecta; Hymenoptera; Formicidae
Exons: 2
Coding region: 367-1080 (237 amino acids)
Source: RefSeq, a predicted model, not a curated record